GCAGUCGGUCUUUGCAUAUUCGCUUGUAUAAAACACUAACGGCUGGUCGUGCGCUCGAAUUAAGUGUAGAAAAAAGUUUCAUGGAAAAAUUGUACAUUUUGCUAUGAAAAUUGAUUUUACAAUGCAAAAAUAUGGAAAAUUCUAAUUGCAAACAAAGCAACAGUUUCAAAAUUAGUUAAAUUUUCUACUACGGCAAUAAAAAAACAACUCAAAAUGAUUUUUAGAUAACAAAAUUUCAUAAAUAUGUCAUCAAUAAGUAAAACUAAGAAAAAGACAGUAGUGAAAAAUAGAAAAUGUGAACUUCAGCAAAAAUGUGAAGUUUGAAAUGCAAUAAAAAUCAAGAGAGUCCGUAGGCUGUGGGGAAUGCAGAACUUUUAUAAGUACUGAAAAAGAGAAAUAGCAAACAAAACAAAUCGAAAGCAGAGUAGUGCAGAGAAGCGGCGUAAGUGAAGUAUAUACUGAGAAUAAAUAAAAAUAAAAUAUAAUAAAUACAAAAUAAAAUGCAAAAGUAAAAAAAAAAUUAUAACUUAGAACUACAACUUGCAGUAAAGUGUAAAACUCUGCAGUUGACCAAGAAAAAAAUUAAUAAAUGCAAGUAAAAUACACAUAAUUGGACCUAAUAUUGGCAGCUCGUGCAAAAGUGUACACAUGCAAAUACUUUAAGACGAAAUUAACCCAAAACCACGCACGCACACGCGGCACCUGUAAUUACAAUAAAAAUAAGCGACUGCGAAAAGGCGUGGAGCAGCAAAGAAAUUGCACAACAACAAAGAAAAACCUGCGAAAAGAGUAAUUAAAUGGAAAUGAAGCAGGAAAAGUCGACUGGAACUGUGAACUGAGCGUAAAGCAUAACGAACUCCGGCAGAACACGAACAAAGUUGAAAAAAACAUAUAUAUAGAACAAUAUGCCAAUAAGCACGCACUUAGUAACGCAAAUAAUACCGUGACAAAGUAAAAAUAAGUAAUAGUGCAUGAAAUAGAUGUGAAUAUAUGCUACGAAGGACGCGCACCAAGGAACAGCGAAUGCAUUUGUCUGACAUAGUUUUAGCUAGCUAGUUUAACAGUUCAACUGUAGCGUUAACACAGCGUGCGCCAACGCUUGCAUUGGCAAAAAGAAGGCUAGGUAGCACUUUAUCGAGCGCUAUUUUCCAGCAAGUACUAAGCAAACCAAUCAGUUAUCCUGCCAUUAAAAUAAAGCGCGCGCAACAAACACACGUAGUAACGCCCAAAAAUCAUAACAACUGCUAAGCAAGAAGCACCAAUAUUACUACUAACACUACAUCUAGAUAUUGGCAAACAUUUCCUAUUUUUACUAAAACACAUCAAUAAAUAGGAAGACGAUAUACCAAAAUACUUUUCCUAUAGUAUGACGUGCUGCAAAAGCUUGACGCCGGCGACAGUAACGUGAGAAAUAAUAGAAACGUAAAGCAGAGAUAAAAUAGUUCACCGUCAGCAAGAAAGUGAUAAAAAUAGUAAACGGAAGCUGCCAGCGUCACAGCCGUCGCACAGACUAAAUAAAAAACCACAUAAGCUAACAACAAGACUUACACAUCGACAUCAUCAAUAAAUCUAACCAAUACUUGAGCAACAAAAAGACAACCGACAGCACACGGCAAGUGGAGCAGCAAAAAAAAAUAUUACAAAAAUUCAUAAUAAAAGUUAUAAAAUACACAACGCCCACAGCAGCAGCAGCAAUAAACAACAAGCAUACAACAAACAACAAUAAGAACAACAAGAAUAACGGCAACAAACGCCUAUCACAACAAUUCAUCAUCCAUCAACGGCGAGUGUGUGUGUGCGCGUGUAUGUGUGUGUGUGAGUAAUAUGCUGUAAAUUGUAAGCACCUCCUCCUCCCACCAUCCCGACAUCAACAUACAUAAGCCAGCAACGUCGUCAUCAUCCACAGCUUUAACUUUAUUAAUACAAGCAAUUGCCAUUUCAUUCCGUUAGAACGGCAAUAUCGGCCCCUCGUUAUUGGUUAUAUUGGUAAAUAUAGCGUCGUAAUACUUUGUGCGCACAUCAAUAUGGCCUUUAGCAGCAGCAGCAUCAGCAGUAGUAGUAGUAGUGGCCGUGGCGGCGCAUAUGGCGGUGCCAGCAUAUCAACGUGGGAUAAAUGCACAACAGUGUUGCUAUUGCCGCGGGCACGCCUCAUCACCCUGUGGCUGGCUUUCAAUUUAGCGCUGAUCGUACAGGAGCCAAUGAAGAAAAUCGCCUCAGUCGAUGCAGCGACUGGUGGCGGCAGCAUGUUGGGUGACGUUAACAUAUCCGCUAUACUCGAUUCAUUUAGUGUUAGUUACGACAAAAGAGUAAGACCUAACUAUGGAGGUCCCCCUGUGGAGGUUGGCGUCACAAUGUAUGUCCUCAGUAUCAGUUCGGUUUCGGAAGUUCUCAUGGACUUUACAUUGGAUUUUUACUUUCGUCAAUUUUGGACCGAUCCUCGUUUAGCGUAUAGAAAACGGCCUGGUGUAGAAACACUAUCGGUUGGAUCUGAGUUCAUAAAAAAUAUUUGGGUACCUGACACCUUUUUUGUAAAUGAAAAACAAUCAUAUUUUCAUAUUGCAACAACAAGUAAUGAAUUCAUACGUGUUCAUCAUUCUGGAUCAAUAACACGAAGUAUUAGAUUAACAAUUACCGCAUCAUGUCCAAUGAAUCUACAAUACUUUCCUAUGGAUCGACAGUUGUGUCACAUAGAAAUCGAAAGCUUCGGCUAUACAAUGCGUGACAUUCGUUAUAAGUGGAAUGAAGGUCCAAACUCGGUUGGUGUUUCGAGUGAGGUAUCUCUGCCCCAAUUUAAGGUCUUGGGUCAUCGUCAGAGGGCUAUGGAAAUCAGUCUUACAACAGGAAAUUACUCACGACUCGCAUGUGAGAUACAGUUCGUGCGUUCGAUGGGUUACUAUCUAAUUCAAAUAUAUAUACCCUCUGGACUGAUCGUUAUUAUAUCAUGGGUAUCAUUUUGGCUAAAUCGUAAUGCCACACCAGCUCGUGUGGCGCUCGGUGUUACCACCGUGUUGACAAUGACCACACUGAUGUCGUCAACAAAUGCAGCAUUGCCAAAGAUUUCUUAUGUCAAAUCGAUUGACGUAUAUCUAGGAACAUGCUUCGUUAUGGUCUUUGCCAGUCUUUUGGAAUACGCCACCGUCGGCUAUAUGGCAAAACGAAUUCAAAUGCGAAAACAAAGAUUUAUGGCGAUCCAAAAGAUAGCUGAACAAAAAAAGCAGCAACUGGAUGGGGUGCAACCACCGCCCAAUCCGAAUCCAAGUGCGGGCGAUCAUGGACAUGGGCAUGGUCAUGGCCAUAGCCAUGGUCAUCCUCAUGGGCCUAAACAAACAGUGAGUAACCGACCAAUUGGCUUUUCAAAUAUACAACAAAACAUUGGCUCGCGCGGUUGCUCGAUAGUGGGACCCUUGUUCCAGGAGGUGAGAUUCAAGGUGCAUGACCCGAAGGCACACUCCAAGGGCGGUACACUGGAGAAUACUGUGAACGGUGGACGUGGCGGACCGCCGGUUGGACCACCCGGACCCGGACCCCAAGGCGGUGGCGGAGGAGGCGGCGGCGGCGGUGGAGGUGGAGCGCCCGAAGGUGGGGACGCCGAAGCGGCAGUACCAUCCCAUUUAUUACACCCGGGCAAGGUAAAAAAAGAUAUCAACAAGCUGUUGGGCAUCACGCCAUCAGACAUUGACAAAUAUUCGCGUAUAGUGUUCCCCGUGUGCUUCGUUUGCUUCAAUCUAAUGUACUGGAUCAUCUAUUUGCAUGUGAGCGAUGUGGUCGCCGAUGAUCUGGUGCUGCUGGGCGAGGAGAAGUAAAGCAAUCGACGGCUAGCACACAAGCUUAUUACUAAGCAACGGAUUUAUGUAGCAUUGGCGGCUUGUAGACACGCUAGGCGUGUAGCAGCGCAGCAGAGAAACGGAGGCAGGGAGUAUAACCGAUGGCGAAUCGCAAUAGUUUAGUUAAGUUUAUAUUUUAAGUCAACACAGCAUAGCAAAAACAGAAAAACAAAAACAAAACUAGCAUAAUUAUUAAAACAAAAGUAUAAUACACGCACGUGAAGUUAGUAUAAAAAAAGUUAGUAAAAGCAUUAGAAAACAGUCAAGAGACGACGAUGGUAUUAGUUAAACAAUUAAUAAUAAUUUAUACUGUGCAAAGCAAAAAAAUUAUUAAAAAUAAUUACAAUUAAAAAAAUGAAUAAAUAGGAAAAUAGAAAAGGGGAAACACGGAAAGAAAAUCAAAAUUAAACUCUGUUAAAUUCUAAAUGAAAGCAUGUCAACGUUCGUACACAGUAAAGUCAUGCACAUACACUGGAAAAAACUUAAAUACUUUAUAGGUAUAUAACAGUUCACUAACGAGUAAUUAAUCGGCGUUGCGCUAAAGCUCAUUAAUAGAAAUGAAUUAAAUAGAAAUGAAGUAGAAGAAUGGAACAAAAUAUUGUUAUUGUAAGCGGUGAAAGCUCAAAGUACUUACAACAAAAAAUGAUAACAAAAUAGCGGUGCACAUAAUAAUGAAAGCAUUAUAAGUAGUUAACGAAAUGCCAGUGAAAUGCGUAAAAUAAUUUACAAAUAAAUUAACUAAACAAAUUUGAAAAAGCAAAAAUAAAUUCAGCACACAUUCAUAUUACAAUAAAAAUAACAAUCUACACCUGCAUUAGCUACAAAAGUGAUUGUCGAAGGUAUGUGAAACCCUUUCCAUUUUGAUUUUCAAUACUUUUCGGCUUUAUCGCGAUAAAUCCUUGGAAAAUUGCAACUACAAGCCAUUAUAGUUGGUUUAGAGCUCUUUCGUGGUCCGAAUCCUUUUUCUAAGCACGCACACUUCCAUGUAGUUACACUCUCUGAAAGAGAGGUAUUGGAGGUAUUGACUACUACUAGUUCCAUUCUGUAUCAAUUUUUAAUUAAGUAAGCACUUUCUAUUCACAUUCAAAUAUUAGGAGAAAUACACAUCGCAGAUUCUUCAAUGUUUGACUUAGAAAACCUAAUAAUUUUGGUGUAAAAGAUAUAUUCGGCUUACUGAUGUAAUGAACGUGCAAGGGGCUUAUCAAAAAGUAUUUGCAAAUGCUCCGAAAAUUUAACAGUUUUCACAUUAUCCACACAUAAAUUCUGCAUCCCUGCGAUGGGUUUUUAGUAAGAAUAGAGCGUGUGUUUCACAUGACAAACCUCCAAACCUCAAAGCUCAGACUUGGAUGGCAAUGCGAACGGGAAGAAGAGAUCUCUGGGAGUAUGAAACAAAGUAGUAUUUUUCCAACCGAGCACUUAUGUAUGUAUGCAAUCUCAUCUACAGAAACUUGGUAAAGCGAAAAAAACAGAGGGGGAGAGGAGGAGAGUAUGAUGAAACAGUAGAACAUUUUUUGUCCGAAUACCCUCUGCCAAUUGAGACACAAUACUUUCUACCAUUACCAGUCUAGUGCAAAUAAGGGUUGAACACAUUUAGUAACUUUUUCAAAUCUAGCGCGAAAUGUGUUUAGUUGGAAAUUACUUGGGAGCAUAAUCAGCGUAAUGAUAGUGUAAGUACUGCCAUAUAUGGUCAGAUCUCCGAGCUCCCCUUUCAAGCAGUCAAUAAAAAGGCUGACAAAGUUUAAGCGAAAGAUCAAAAGUAAUAUUUUUUUUAAUUAGCUGGCAAAUAAUAAUAAUUAAGUUAAAAAACUCGUUAAAUUAUUUGAAAUUCACUCAUUAAUUAAGUACAAAAUAUGUGCAUUGGAGAAUAAGCUCAAUUGUUUAGUGUAAACUUCGUUAAUACAUACAAACACAAGUUCGAAAACACUUUUAAAACACGAAAGCAUAACUUUAUUGUUAAUUAGUAACUCAUUUAUAUUCAAUUGCUUCUAGUUGUAAUUUUUUGUUGUUGUUUUCGUUAGUGUUGUUAAUACAUUUUUGAAACAAUUAGCUAACUUAUUUAUAAUAUUAAAAACUUAUGUACAUACAUACUUAUAAAUUUCUACACUUUAGCGCUUCCAAAACUAUUUGCCAAAUUUUUUAAAAUUGCAAAGAAAGAAACUCCUUAAAUUAGCACAAAACGAGUUGUCGUCACGGCGGAAGGCGCACAUACACACAUACACAUAGACGGAAGUAUGUGUAUGCGUAGUUAAGCUCAGCAUUUACAUACUUAUGCAAUAUAUUUAAGUUAGUGUAACUUAGUGUUAUCUGAAGCAAUAGCUAUAAUAAAAAUAAUAAUUUGUUAGAAAAUUAUUUUUUUUUUUAUUUUAUUUAUUUAAUUUGUUAAUAAAACACAAGCAAACAUAUGCACCCUUUAACUACGAAUUGAUGAAAAAAAAAAAAAACAAAUCAUUGAAAUUCGAUGAAAUAAUGAAGCGAAAAUCCAUUAGAAAUAACAGUGAACUGUUAAAUAAUAACUGUAUUUUAGUAAAUUGCAACGUAAUAAACAGCACCAGUGUUAGACUAAUUAACAUGAAACUUGACAUAACCCCCCCAACCUAUAUAUGUAUGUAUUUGUAUGUACACCCAAACGCAAAUGAACAAUAUCCCAAUAUACUCGUAAUAUUUACGUGUUGAAAAAAAUAGAAAAAUAAAACUAAAAUAAAAUAUAUAUAUAUAUAUACAAAAAUAUUUGCAAACAUUGCAAGUGACAGUGUACUAAACCAAUUACUUUAAAAAACCAACUGACAAUGAGUAUGUAUAGGUUUUUGUGUAAACACCAUAUAUCUACUAACUAGAUAUGCCAGUUUGUAUAUAUUAACCAAACAAUCCUAAAAAAUAAAUAUAAAACUCGCUAACUAAUACUCUUAUUUUUUUCAAUACUUGUACACGUAAAUGCCGUAGCAGUUACGGUGGUUGAAAUUAAAUACGUUUCCAUGCUGUAACUGUAAAUGGUUUUAUGUGAAACAAUAUCUCUGCACACACAUUAGAUAUACAUAUAUGAAUGAUUUCAAUCACUUUUAUAGCACCAAACACGGCUUGAAUGUAUGUACAUAUACUAUUUUAUAUAAAGAAAAAACAUAAAAGAAACAAAAAAUAAAAACAUGAAAAAACAAGAUAAAAAUUGCAGUAGCAACAUGAAGUAGUGAAAUGUUAAACAAACUAAUUUAUUAUGUUGUAAAAAGUAAAAUAAAAACACUGAAAGGUUUAAAAUGCAAAAUCCGAAUGCAAACAGCAUUUUCGAGAUACAUAAGUUGAGAAUAAUUUGAAUAUAUGAACAACAAGGUCCGCUAAAAAAAGAAAUUCUGGACUAAAUAAAACUGCCUACACAUAUAUUUACCAAACAAGUAAACAAAAAUAGCAACAUAUAUAUGUAUAUAAAAUGAAAUAAAAACUACAAGUAAAUAUUUAAAGAAUUAAACGAAAAGCAAAUUAUACUCAAAACAAACUUAUAUACAAUAUACUAUAUAUAGUAUAUUAAAUAGUAGUGUGUGUGUACAGCAAAUUGAAUUGCUAAAGGACAAACAUAAAAACUUACAACUGCACACAAAAUAAUGGAAUCACUAUCAACAACAACAAUAACUGCUGGCGAGGCAAUUGGUGCAAUAUGCAAUAGCUGAAGGGUAUAUUAUAUGCCCAUAAUCUAUGGAUCAGCAAGAAAACCUAAAUAUCACUAAGCAGAACGCAUAACAGUACCGGCGCUUUCACUACUAAUUCCAGCUAUGCCGUUAAUGAUUAUUGCAAUUACAGUAUGUACAUCAUCCGUUGCAGCGUACACCAACUGGCACAUCUUAAAUAACUUAAAACCAAACAGAAAUUAAAACAAAAACAAAACGAAGAAAUAAAUAUAAAUACAGACAAAACUUGAGUAGGAGCAAAACUUCGCAACUAAAUACAUAUGUAAUUUAAUGUAAAACUAUAAGUUUUACUAUAAAAUAGUUAUAGUGUGUACACUUACUUAGACUUAUACUCAUUCACAGCAAGUAGUUGUAUAUAUCUUUUAUUCUAUGUAUUUCGAUUUUGGUUUCAUUAAGCAAGCGUUUAGUCUAUUUUGUUUACUUUAAAAUCUGACAUUAUUAUUAUUCCACUGCUCGAUAACCAAGGCCAGGCAAGGAACCCUCUAUUUGCAAAACAAGUCCAUCGGGAUGGAAAUGUUUAACAUUUUUUAAUAAUUUUUUGAAAUUCAAAUAAAGUUUUCGCUUUCAACAUAGAUCAAUAUGAACCUUUCAGUUCUCUCAAGCGCUGCCUAAAGCAAUUGUUGCUAGGGGAACAUCUCAGGUCCUGGAACAUGUGCAACACGGGUUGUACCACAAAACUACUAUGGGGUAGUGUUGACACUGGACAGACCAAAAAACAUUUUACUUUAAGCAUAAGAGAAAUAAGCUGUAUCACAGGGGUCAUCACUGGGCACCUACCUCUAAGAGGCCACCUGCAGAGACUUGGUAUAGUAGAUCGGCGGAAGAUGACGAGACACUAGGGCAUUAUCUCUGCGAAUGCCCAGCCUUCUGUCGGUUAAGAAGAGAUACCUUCCUUGGUUCCCAUUACUCUAAUCUGAGAGAAAUUGGGCAGCUGGGAUGGAAAAAAAUCAAAAGCUUCGUUUAAUCGACCGAGUUGUUCAGGUGAUGCUUAUCAGGGUACCCUUAGGGAGCACAAUGGGCCUAAUAAUGGCUUAAGUGCGGCCGCUUGCGGUCAGGCUCUCUUCGUCUCCCAACCACCCAACCAAGCGAUGACUUAUCAUCUGAUUUCUCAGCAAAACCUUAUUUUUGACACCUACUAUAUUGUAGAAGAAAACGACCAGAGGAGAUUAUGAUUGAUCUGGAAUCUCUGUAAUGCUAGCUCGACAAUUUCUUAGUUUGUACAGGAUACAUUGACUCAUGAGAGUUUCUAAUUCUAUUUAUUCUGCAAUUUCAUCAAUUUUAAUCAUUUUAUGGAAACAUCGCUAAAGAUUUUCUUAAAGCAAUCUGUCUAAUGGAUUAAAUACUGCAAACUGAAGUCAACUUUUUAUUUUAUUUUCACCUAAGGAUAAUAUAAGGGAUAUGCCAUACACCAAUUAUUAUGAAUUAGAGGACGAAAUGAUUUUUCAUGUUUUCGACCUUGUAAUAUAGCUUUGAAAUAUAGCUUUAGGCUAAUCAAAAUAUUGAUAAUGGUUCUUAAAUUUUUCGAUUCCGAUUCUUUCUUUUUUGAAUGCCUGCAAAAUAUUCGUUUGUUUCCAUUGUGACCUUUUCAUUUGAGCGAGGCAGUUUUUGAAACUGGGAAAGAAUAGUCCCUGGGGAGACGGUGAGUACUGGUUGAUGUUCAAAGAUGAAAUCCCUUCAUUUGUAAAAAAAAUUGUUGUUUCUGGUCAAAAAAUUUGCAGUCCACACAUUACAAAAUUCAACCAAACAACUUGCUUUUAAUAUAUUAUUUUUCACAUUUUUUCUUACAUUUUUGUUCCUUUAUUUAAAUAUAUACAUAACUUAAAAUAUUUGCUCGUACAUAUUACAUAUGUAGUCAUAGGUAAGUUGUAAAUAAACAGUUUUUAUAUAUGCUUAGUCAAAAAUAGUAGUGUUAACGCUCAAAAAGCGUUAAACGCAAAGCAGAAAUUAUGUAUAAAACUAAAGUUAUUGUUAAGUGCAUAAAAUAGUUAUAAAAUAUUUUAAAAUAGUAGGUAACUAACUAUAUAUUUUUGGUUUGUAAAUAUACAUAUAAAUACGUAUACUGUCAAGGUAGUGGUAUACUUAUUUCAUAAGGUUUACUAAUUUGAAUUUAAUAGCGGUCGGUUUGCACAAAUACAUAUGGUUACAUAUAAUAAUUUAUGGAUUAUAUGCAGCAAUGUUAUAAAAAAAGCUGAAUUAUUUAAGAUAUUGAAGGGGAACCUGUAUCGGUGUGUGUAAAUCUGUGUUUAUAAUUUGAAAGCAAAGAAUUUUGUUAUAAAAUGUUUCUAUGAAGACUGUGCUUUUAAUAAUAUUUUUGUUUAUUCAAUUCUAUUUUAUCAAUUGUAUAGUCAAACCUUUUUUUAAUCUUGAAAUUCUAAAGAAAAACGAUCAAUGUUGAGAACAGAAAGCAAUAUUUUUUUACAUUUGGUAGCGAUAGAUUUGAGUACAUCGUAAGCUAGUAAUUUAUUUAUGUAUUUAUAUUUUAUUAUUGUCUUCGAUUCGCUAAAUGUUGGAGAUCCUUUUAAUAGCCCCGGUUUCUUAUAAAUAUUUAUAUUUUAUUUGAGACUAUUCUGAAACUGUUGGUACCAUUGAAGAAUGCCACUUUAGUGAGGUCUCAUAUUUUUAUAUUUUAUAUUUAGUUUGUUAAUAUUAAAUGAAUAAUGAAAUCUUAAUUCUAAAUUCGAAAAUGAAGAGCACAUUGCAUUACAUUCACAUGAUUAUUAUAUGAAUAAAAGCAAAUAUUUUCUUAACUCUGAACCUUACUCCACAGCUAAAAGAAAUUAUUUUAACUUUUUGAAUCACACAAGGAGAAACGUAUGUUUAUAAACCUCACUACAGGAAGUAUUAAGAAAAAAAAAAAAAACAGUUCAAUUAAUUUAUAGUGGAGAAGAGAGUUUCACAUCUGAUCAGGCAAAGUCACAAAAACUUCUACUUAACCACCCAGUUAUUGGCACAACAACAAGAUAUACACCCUAAAAAUUGAAAAGGAAAUACUUUAGCUUACCAGUAAUUGAAUGACUGGAGCAUUACUAAUACACACACACACCUGUAACCCAACACGUGUAAUUGAAGCCACUUAAUUAAAAAAAAAAACAUAUAAGAUAUAUUACUCAAUAGUAUGCGUGACGUUUCACAAUGUAACCAAUAUUAUUGAAAAGGGAAUACAGUUGUUAAUACAAAAAGCAUAUAUAAAUAAUAAUAAAACGAACGAAAAAGCAUUACUAACGUAAAAAAGUUAUGAAAAUGAAAAAAUCGGUGAUAAAAAUUGUUUAUUAUAUAGAAAAUAAUACAUAAGUUAAUAUAGUAAAUGGUAAUUAAAAAUCAAUUAAGAGUAUAACAACAUGAAUAUUUUUAGUUGCAAUGAGGUGAAAAAAAUAUGAAACAAAUAAGCGCUUAGAAAUUUCGACAAAAAAAUAAAAAAACACUGUGAAAAAACUUUUUAGUAAAAGACAAAAAGCGGAAAAUUACAAAAAAAAAAACAAUUGAUACAAGAACAAAAUAAACAGCUCAUCGGUUUCGGAGCCCUGUUUCUAAAGCAUUUUUCAUAUUUUUUAGAAGCACUUUAUUUAGGGAAAUAAAAAUACUUAUUUUUAACUUUUUAAGCAUCCUUUUGGUUUUCUAUUAAAACGAUAUAUUAUUUCGUCAAUUAGUUUAUUACAAAUAUGCUUAUUUUCAUAAAUUGAUUUUUUUUACAGUUCUUUACCAAUAUAACCAAUUUCCUAAAAACAUGUUUAAUAUCCCUUAUAUAUUAUAUAUUAGAACUUGCAUUUCACUUUUGAAUAUAAUAUCUGCCAUAAAACCUCAAUUCUAUUACAACUAAACCAACCCUCGUAAUAUGGAUGUUUAACGCAUACAGGGGGGAGUCGAGUAAGCUGAGACCAAUUUCAUGCAAUUUGUAUUAAUACAACAAGUAUCGGGAUCUGAAAUACGAAAAUUAAGUGUUCCAGGAAAGAUUUGUAGUGCUGAAUUGCUUUAAAGUUGGGUUACAUAAGUUGUUUAUAGCAAUUUGGAGUAAUUCACGGUAGAGUCGGGUCCAGACUACUAUCAGUAAAAAAUGCACUUCAUGUUGAACUUAUAGUUGAAAGUCAUAUGCUGGAAUGAAAUUUAAUAGAAUAUGUGACUGUUUCAAGUUGAAUAGCAUGACUCUAUAGUAAUUAUUCUCAAUUAGUUAGUAUGGUUUGCAAUAUGUUCUUAAGAAAUUUUUUUUUAAGUUGUGGUAUUUCUGACAUAGUGAUUUAUAAUAAUUUAUUGUAUAUUAAAAUCCGAUUAAAUUAUUUGUUAUUAUUAUAUUUUGAAUUUAAAUAUAUUUUAAUAUGAAUUUCUUUCAUUAAUGACCUUAAUUGAGUCACUUUAAGUUUUAAUAUAAAUAACGUAACAAUCUUCAUAGCUAAGUUCUUGGUAUAGUUUUUUUCUUCCAAAAGUUUACAAAAUUUAAUGUAAGAAAAAAGGAUAUUAAAGCAUUUCUGGGGACUUGUUUUAGACAAAAGCUCCAACGGUUUUACAAACAAAUCUAUAUAUACAUACAUAUAUAAAUAAAUAAUACAAAUUAUGCGAGUAUAUCGUCAAGUAUAUAAGACACACACAUAUAUACGUACAUGUGUACAUAUAUAAAUUAUGUGAGUUGAAAAACCAAAUAACUAAUGAAAUCACAUACUUAGUUGUAUGUUAUACUAGAAUUAAUGAUUAUUAUUAAUAUUAUUACAGACACAAUGAAAUUCUAAAGAACCUAGAGGUUUAAGUCAGCUAUUAAGUAAAACCUAUGUGAGAGUAAAACUAAGCAUAAACUAAAAUUAAAACAAUUAAAACCAGAAAUAUAAAUAAAUAUAAUUAAUGUUAAAUGUUUUAAAAUGCACGAACGUUUUAAUAAAACUACAAAAAAAAAAACACGAAAAGAAUAACAAUUUAAAUGCAAUUACAUAAUUAGCAGAGAAACAAAUAGAAGUAAUACUUGCAGCGAUUAUGAGGAGUGAAAACUGAGUUUACGGUCAUUGCGUAGGUACAUUUGUUAAAGUUGAGGUUGAGGAUUAACUGAGAAGGGGAGAUGGGGUGAUGAUAAGCGAGAAGUAACGAUAUAACGAAUUAUAAUGAGUAUAAAAUAUAUAAAGAAAUUAGCAAAAAAAAAAACCAAAACACUUUCAAAUGAAUUUAAUGAAUGCAGAAAAUAGUAAAAAGUAAGUGGACAUGAUCUAAUUGCUUAACUAAUACAAUUAAACACACACACACACAGGCAAGUUUAGGUCAGCAAACAGAUAAACAUUAUGGUUGUAUGUUAUUAUAUGUAAUUUAUUUCUUUUUAUAUGCAAAUUACAACAAUUUAAGUAAAUAAGAGUACAUAAGGCACACACACUCAAGUCCGCUUGCUAUUUAUUUAAAUACAAUAAAUAUUAAGCAAAUUAAUUGAGUUCAUACCAAACAUAAAUAUACAAUAUUUGAAUUGAUUAGCAUUACACAAUAGACCAGCAGUUAAUAUAAUUAAAACAUAACGCACAUGUGUGUAAAUAUUAAACAAAAAGUAAAUAAAUCUACACAAAACCAGUGUUUAUGGUAUAAGUUAGUUUCUGGUAUAUAGUUUAAGAAUUUUAUAAACUAAUUUUGAAGAGUUAAUUUUUUUUGAAAUCCAUGAUUUUUUUUUAAUAUUUUAAAAUAUUAUAUUAAAAAAAUUAAAUUUUGCGUUACUUAAUUUUUAACAAAAUUAGUUAAUUGUACUCAAUCUAUUUUGAGAACUCAAUAUCGUGUUCCAUUUCCAUGGAUGAUUAAUUUAAUUCAUGAAGUAUUGUUCCCUAACAACAAUCAAGGCAUUGAAUAUACGAAUAUUGGGCCUAAUCAAUAAAUGCAUUUCGAUCGAAAAAUUUUACAUCGGAAUCAUUGAAACCGUAUCGAAAAUAAAAUUUACGAUCAGAUUGAACUCACUUACCGACUCGAAAAAAUACAUUCCGCUACAAAUAGAUGUCGCUAAUUACGAAAUCAUUGAGUCCGCAAAAUCGAAAAUUUUGGUCGAAAUCUAUCCGUUGGUGAAUGAGUUGCGGAAAUGUAAAAGAAAUAAACCAUUUGGAAGUUUUUAUGUAAAUAAUUACUGAUGACGGACUAAAUUAUGUUUUAAAUUUGUAUUUUAGAGAAAAGAAAUACCCUUGAAAAAGCGAAAGAAUUUUCUCAAAGAGCCUCAGGCGUAUUAAAUAUUUUUAUGGAAGAAAUCUCACAACAGUUAAAGGUCAGUUUUAAUUUUUUUUGAACAAAGCAAAAAGCACAGACACUAUUAAAUUUGUCGCAUUAUUCGAUAAAGGUCGAUAACGGUUUUAUGUUCUCACUUUGUGGUAAAGUAGUUUAUCGACGGAAUCAAUGAUUGCAUGAACAUUUUCGAUCGAAAAUCGUUAUCGUAUCGAAAUCGAUUUCGCUGCGGAUUCAAUGAUUAGGCCUAUCAAUUACUCAUGACGAAAAAGGCUUUUAGCUGAGUUUAUCUCAAGUAGUAUCCUUUUGGGACAUACUCGUAAAAAAGCUGAUAUCUAGCGUACUUUAAAACUUAUUUUUAUAUUGUUCGAGGAAAAUUCUUGUACAUAUAAACCCUGAAGGUCUGCUAAGUACAGAUAAGAGCGCAAUGUUUCGAAUAUAUAGGCACUUCGACGCUAUACAAACUGUAUUCGAAUAGCAUGGGUUAUGUACUUUUGAAACACCGUUCUUGCUAUAGAUUAAAAU
Zeugodacus cucurbitae (melon fly) is the source of this 14185-nucleotide messenger RNA. It is a transcript of the gene Rdl, whose product is annotated as gamma-aminobutyric acid receptor subunit beta. Gene Ontology annotation, molecular function: GABA-A receptor activity; extracellular ligand-gated monoatomic ion channel activity; chloride channel activity. The transcript is spliced from 11 exons. Gene Ontology annotation, biological process: signal transduction; chemical synaptic transmission; regulation of membrane potential. The coding region runs from base 2025 to 3803 and encodes 592 amino acids. NCBI's taxonomy places the organism in Eukaryota, Metazoa, Arthropoda, Insecta, Diptera, Tephritidae. The record is from RefSeq and is a predicted model, not a curated record. Gene Ontology annotation, cellular component: neuron projection; synapse; membrane.